Molecule: messenger RNA, 1971 nt
Organism: Peniophora sp. CBMAI 1063
Lineage: Eukaryota; Fungi; Basidiomycota; Agaricomycetes; Russulales; Peniophoraceae
Source: the annotation of a GenBank genome assembly
AUGACUCGUUCAAAGGAUGAGACGGACCCAAACCUUACCGACGGUUGUGCGUACAUGGCCCCGCGAGUGGAGUAUAAUGCCUAUCUCGAUGUCACCGAGAAACAAGCAGUUGACGUUCCGAGCGACUGCUCUCGCUUCGGGGCGUUAAACCUGGCAAAUAUGAAAGGUGGGAAGGGUAUGCGGACCACAGGCAUUGCUGGGUGCUUCUGUGCACGCCAUGAAUUCGUGCAACCGCUAGGCUUGGGAACACUCAGGAGGGGAGAGCGUUAUAGUUCAAUAGAUUGGAUCUUUUGCGGUGCACUGUCGUUCUUGCGGUGCGCGGAGGUUACCGUCUGCUACGACAUCGCAUGUCAGUGGAGCAAACGAUUACACAAGCGCCUACGCGACAUCGCGCCAGACUGCAGAGUGUUUCCAGGCGCUGUGGAGUUCUUUAAGCAUCAUACCAACAAAACGAUCACAUACGUAGUUCCCAAGUUCCAUCUCUAUGCGCACCAGCUCAAGUGUCAACUGCGAUACGCCCUUGGCUUACUAUUUGGGACUGGUGCGACGGAUGGAGAAGGAUGUGAACGUGUAUGGGCAGGCGCGAAUCCUGCAGCAUCCAGCCUGAGGGAAAUGGGGCCGGGAGGGAUGAGUGACACCAUGGAUGAUAUGUGUGGCUCGUGGAACUGGCAGAAGACUUGCGGCAUAGGCGACCUUUUGUGCGAGCGUAUGGAAAAUGCGCUACAGGAAGGUGCAACCCAGACCGGGAUCUUUACGGAGUUCACGGAUUCCAUUGAGGCUGAAGAUAGCGGAAGGGUAGCUCAAGCCCGAGCUGCCAUCAGAAAGUGGGAGAAUGAUCCGGUGAAGAAGGACGACGUCCCUUGUCCAUACCAUGUUGACAAGUCUGCGCUGUCCAUAGCGGAGAUCAAGCUCCUGACAGAGCAGGCUCAGGGAUUACCUGAGAGUCUCAAGGUGACAAUGGAUGCUGAAGAUGAGACCGAGUUGGCGCAGAUGGUAUUGCGUGGGUUGAAGAUUGAAGAGGAUAGAGCCCGCUUUCUAACGAAACACAAGCCCAUCGGUGGGACGAAGGAGCAAGCUACGGCUAGGACAAGAGCUUUGAAUGCCAUCGCGCGCGAUAUAACGAGCCUUCGAAAGGUUCAGGGAGUUUGUUCUCCUGCAAUCUACGCUGCGCUGACGUCCGACGAGCGGGAGCCGGAUCGACAAGCGGCUCUGACCGUCAAGUUGUAUAUGCCUUCGGACCCGCCGGAGAAGGACGUCAGCCUCAGCUCAACGGAGGCGCGAGCCAUGGAAGCUCGGCUCAGGUGGACUUCAAUGGUCGAUGAACUUGACAAUCUGCGGCACCAACUGCGUCUGAAAGGAUGUCUCAACAAGUUCAAGCUGUCGAACAUCACUGGUCAACGCAACAAUACUCGCGCUCGCGAGGCGCAGGACUCCGUGGACGUUAAUGUCAAGAAGGCCGCCAACGCGUACCGGCGACACCGUCUGGCCUACAUGGCUUUGGUAGGAACUGGCGCAUGGGAGGACACGAUGCAGGAGCUCAAAGAUUCAGAUUGUCGUGGACUUGGCGAUCGUCUUCUCGAGCAGAUGGAUGCGAUGUCUGAGUAUAACGUCAAACAAUUUCUGGCCGGUAAACGCGGGGCUGCCUCGUCGGGGGAGACGCGUUACAAACUACCUUGGAUCUGGUUCAAUAGAUCGGAAGAGUCUGGUAUCCAGAUCACAGACGAGCUUAUGGUGGAGUGGUGCAAAAGCCGCGCACGUGCUCAGCAUUGGGUGGAGGAAGUUCGUCUCCUUGACGAAGAAAUGCGACGCGUCAUCAUGUUCAGCGAGCGCAUGGCAGAUAUAUGGGACAGCCGGUGCGAUGCUGAGCCGCUUGACCUCGGCGAAAAGCACGCGCGUGGAUCCGUCGAUCUCAUGCUACCAAAUGGCGUGCCCAAUUCUCGGAACUUAGAGUAUCGGCACAGCGGUUUCUAG